AUGUCUGCCCGCCAUUCGGUGCUUCUAGCACUCGCCCUGAUCGUCGUCUACCUCGGCGGCGACGACGCCACGAUGUGCUACCAGUGCAGAUCGGCCGGAAAUUGGUCCGACGAGCUCCUCAAGCCGCUCUUCCAUCACGCCGAUUGUAUGGAUGGUGGCGAGAACGUAACAACCUGCAACGGCACGUACUGCGUCGCGUACCUCGGCCAGGAGACGAGCGGCGAGUUGGGGAUGAUGCGGCAUUGCGCCCAGGAGCAGCCAGAAUGCGUUGCUGACGAUGGCUGGGAGUGCGGCUGCGACACGGACCUGUGCAACGACUGGAACUCGACGAACUUGAUGGCGAUGGCUCUACCGCCAUCCACGUCAUCUAGCGUCAGCUACCUCAUGGUCAUCUCGCUCGUCGGCGCCAAGAUGAUCAACCACUUC
Molecule: messenger RNA, 426 nt
Organism: Mesorhabditis spiculigera
Lineage: Eukaryota; Metazoa; Nematoda; Chromadorea; Rhabditida; Rhabditidae
Source: the annotation of a GenBank genome assembly